This is a messenger RNA of Brachypodium distachyon (stiff brome), 3355 nucleotides long. Its product is annotated as chaperone protein ClpD1, chloroplastic. Gene Ontology annotation, biological process: cellular response to heat. Gene Ontology annotation, molecular function: ATP hydrolysis activity; ATP binding. The transcript is spliced from 12 exons. Gene Ontology annotation, cellular component: cytoplasm. The record is from RefSeq and is a predicted model, not a curated record. Lineage: Eukaryota; Viridiplantae; Streptophyta; Magnoliopsida; Poales; Poaceae. Bases 314 to 3148 code for a protein of 944 amino acids.
CGUCCCGAUGUUUUUAUACUCCGUCUUCCACCUCCUCCCUCGCUGCAGUAUUCAUCCAUUCGCUUCGCUCGCCAACACUCCAAGUAGAUACGAUACACCACGCGUAGUAGACGGUAGUAGUACACGCGGCACGAUACGUAGUGGCUCGAUUAACGCCCACUUUUUCUUCACUAUACUCCACGCACCAAAUUAAAGCAGAGGGUGUUGUUCAUUUCGUUGGAAGAUUUGGAGGGAGCCCGUUUCUAUACCAGUAGAGGACUACACCACGCACCAAAUAGAAGCGGGGGUACAGAUCGGUAAGUGCCGACGAUCGAUGGAGGUGUGCUGCUGCUCCACCUCGUCUUCCGUCCUCGCCGGGGAUCGCGUCGGCAGGAGGUUCGCCCCGCCGGCGGCGCGGUACUGGGGCGCGGUGGGCGGCGGCGGCGGGAGGGCGGUGGUGCUGGCGCACCCGCUGCGCCCGGCCGCCGCCAGGCCGGCGCAGGCUCAGCCCCACGCGCGUCGGGUGCGGCGCGGGGGCGCGGUGAUCAGGUCCGUGUUCGAGCGGUUCACGGAGCGGGCCGUCAAGGCGGUGGUGCUGUCGCAGAGGGAGGCCAAGGGGCUCGGCGCGGGCGCCGUGGCGCCGCGCCACAUGCUGCUGGGCCUCGUCGCGGAGGACCGCUCCGCUGGGGGGUUCCUCUCCUCCGGGAUCAGCAUCGAGCGCGCGCGCGAGGAGUGCCGCAGCAUCGGCGCCCAGGACGCGGGAGCGCCUCCGCCGCCGCCGGCGGGCUCGGGGCUGGAGACGGACGUGCCCUUCUCCGGAACCUGCAAGCGUGUGUUCGAGGUGGCCGUGGAGUUCUCCAAGAACAUGGGCUGCAGCUUCAUCUCCCCGGAGCACCUCGCCCUCGCGCUCUUCACUCUCGACGAUCCCACCACCAACACUCUACUCAGAAGCCUGGGAGCCGAUCCGAGUCAGCUAGCAUCAGUUGCACUUGCCCGACUUCAAGGGGAGCUUGCAAAAGAUGGCAGAGAUCCCGCAGGAGCCUCUUCUUUCAAAGUACCUGAGAAAUCUCCUGCUGGAGCCGGAAGAUCCGCCUUCACCAAAUCCUUGAGUAAAAAGAAAGAGAAGGGUGCACUAGAUCAAUUUUGUUUAGAUUUGACCACACAAGCUAGUGGAGGUUUCAUUGACCCUAUUAUUGGCCGUGAGGAGGAGAUUGAACGAGUAGUUCAGAUAAUAUGCCGACGGACAAAGAACAAUCCUAUUCUUCUGGGUGAGGCGGGUGUUGGUAAAACUGCAAUUGCUGAAGGGCUGGCUCUUCGAAUUGCAAAUGGAGAUGUCCCCAUUUACCUCGUGGCAAAGCGUAUAAUGUCACUGGACGUCGGUCUACUCAUUGCUGGUGCCAAAGAAAGGGGCGAAUUGGAGUCCAGGGUCACUAAUUUAAUUCGUGAAGUCCGUGAAGCAGGUGAUGUUAUUCUUUUCAUUGACGAGGUUCACAAUCUUAUUGGAUCCGGAACUGUUGGAAAGAGUAAGGGUGCUGGCCUUGACAUUAGCAAUUUGCUCAAGCCCCCACUUGCUAGAGGUGAAUUGCAGUGCAUUGCAGCUACAACUUUAGAUGAACAUAGAAUGCAUUUUGAGAAGGAUAAGGCUUUGGCACGCAGGUUCCAGCCAGUUUUAGUAGAGGAGCCUAGCCAGGAAGAUGCGGUGAAAAUUUUGCUUGGUCUUCGUGAGAACUAUGAAACUUAUCAUAAAUGCAAGUUCACUUUAGAGGCCAUCAAUGCAGCAGUUUAUUUGUCAGCAAGAUAUAUCCCUGACAGACAGCUUCCCGAUAAGGCUAUUGAUCUUCUUGAUGAAGCUGGCAGUAGAGCUCGUAUUGAAUCAUUUCAAAGGAAGAAAGAAGGGCAGUCUUCUGUUCUUUUAAAGGCACCAGAUGAAUACUGGCAAGAGAUAAAAGCUGUUAAGGCCAUGCAUGAAGUGGUGUUAUCUAACAAGACAAAAUAUUCUCCAAAUGAGAACGCUCAAGAGAAUGAUAGUAGUAACACCGAAAAACAAUGUCAAGAGAAGGCUGGGUCAACAUCUACCUCAUCACCCUCAGUUGAGGAGCCAGUUGUAGUGGGAACAGAGGAAAUUGCAAGGGUGGCCUCGCUAUGGUCAGGUAUACCAGUCCAGCAGCUGACUGCUGAUGAUAAAAAGAUUUUAGUAGGACUAGAUGAUGAGCUCAGAAAGCGUGUCAUUGGUCAAGAUGAUGCUGUUGUUGCAAUAUCACGAGCGGUGAAGAGAUCACGUGUUGGCCUCAGUGACCCUGACAGACCUAUUGCUACACUCCUUUUCUGUGGUCCAACAGGAGUUGGUAAAACCGAGCUUACCAAAGCUCUAGCAGCAAGUUACUUUGGAUCGGAAUCUGCUAUGCUUAGAUUAGACAUGAGCGAAUAUAUGGAGAGGCACACCGUGAGCAAGCUGAUAGGCUCCCCUCCAGGGUACAUUGGAUAUGGUGAAACUGGUACUUUGACAGAAGCAGUCAGGAGAAAACCAUUCACCGUGGUACUACUUGAUGAGAUAGAGAAAGCUCACCCUGAUAUUUUCAACAUUCUUCUCCAAAUCUUCGAAGAUGGACAUCUGGCAGACUCACAGGGUCGCAGAGUUUCAUUCAAGAAUACAUUGAUUGUCAUGACAUCAAAUGUUGGUUCUACGUCAAUUUCGAGUGGACGGCGGAGCAUAGGCUUCUCAACAGAUGAUACUGAAUCAAGCACGUAUAUUGCAAUGAAAUCCCUCGUAAUGGAAGAGCUCAAGGGAUUUUUCCGCCCAGAAUUGCUCAAUAGAAUUGAUGAGAUGGUUGUGUUCCGUCCUCUGGAGAAGACUCAGAUGCUAGCAAUUCUUGAUAUCAUCCUACAAGAACUGAAGGGUAGGCUGUUAGCCCUUGGGAUAGGGCUAGAGGUGUCCGACGCAAUGAAAGGCUUGAUUUGCCAAGAAGGCUAUGACAAGAGCUACGGUGCACGACCACUGAGGAGAGCAGUCACCCACCUGAUGGAGGAUGUCAUCAGUGAAGCAAUUCUGUUCGGUGAGUACAAGCCUGGCGACACGAUAUUGGUGGAUACUGACGAUGAAGGAAAGCCUUGCUUGAGCCAUCUGAACAAGCAGAUCGUUCAAUUGUCUGACCCAACACGGACAUUCUGAAGCUCUGAUGCCGUAGAGUAGUUGUCUAAUUUUUCAUUCUUUCAGGCAACGAGAUUAGUAAUUCUUUGAUAGGUAGACUCGGAGUAUUUCAUUAUGUACAUAACAUUCAGUAAAUUUGUCACGACAUGUCGACAUAGUCUUGUCCUAAAUUAUCCAACUGUAUAUUGUCCUUCACAUCAGCAAAUAUAUUGGAGUAUUUUGAAACUA